AUGACUUCUGGAUCGGACCCUUUUGUUGAGGCGUUGGUCUCCUGGAUUCGUUCUCUGGGACCUUUUGUUCUCGCGGCUUCCGUUUGUGCCGCUAUCCAUUGCCUCAUCCAUGGCCGUGUUCAUCAACGGACCAUCGUUCAGCAUGAACAAGCGAUGGCGGAAGCGGCCAUUAGUGCUGCGCAGCCUUUGGAUCUUCGGCCCGUGAUUUUUGAUAAAGUCCAACGAAGAUUCAGAAGGGUCACAACGAGAGAUCUCGCGGAUCCAGAGAACGACAGGACUAUUUCUGGUGUGAUUCCUUUGGAGUCGGGGCACAGGGCUUCAGAAACACCAUCUGUCGCAGAUUCCGGUCAUGUGAGCCUUCUGGAGUCGACCGAAGUGUCCGUGGAUCUUCCAGAUUUCUCGACUUUUUUGAGUUUCACAGACGAAUUCGAAGCAAACGAUCAAGCUAAAGAGAUUCAAGAUGACUUCAGUUGGUGUUCUCCUCUCCUUUUCUAACCUCAUUUUUGUAAUCUUAUUUUUCUUUCUAACAUUGUAAUUUCAGGCCGUAACUUGCUGAACAAGAAAGAAGCGCCCCCAUCGACGAUCAAGGAGUCGAGUGAAUCCAGCCAGACCAUCGACGACAACGAUGGUGAUAAAGGUGAUUUUUAAGCGUCCGCGAUGCCGUGUGUGAGCGCGCUUUUUAAUUACGACUUCUGGACUACUAACGAGAUUGUUUUUGUUUACCUGAUUGCCGUGUGCUUGUUAAUCCCUUCUUCUCAUAUUCUCCGGCUUUAAUUCCUUUUUAUAUUUAUCUGUUUUCCCCGUGUUUGGAAACCGUUUUUCGAGGGGCACGGUGAUGCAAACUUUACGCCAAAAUCUCUCGUAUAAAAUGUCCCCCGUCGAAGGAUGGCGUCACCGGUGCCCCGUUUUUGGAGUAAUUUGUGGUUAUGGUGCAAUAUAGCGUCGAUCUCGGUCUCUGAGUGUCAUUUCCCGUUUCCUUUCUUCUGUAGCCGAAUGUACGGACAUGUCCAUUUUUACAACAUAAUCUGAUUACACAUAGUCUUUUGAUAUCAAUAAAUCGAAAUGUACGGCAAAACGAUUAUUUUUGGUCCCGUUUUCCUACUGUAUUUUCUUUUCCAUUCAUCGAUCUGUCAGUACAUUCGGUGGCUAUUUUACUUUGUGUUUGGUUAGCAGUAGAUGGACAAUAUAGCUAGAGUAAAAGCGGAUGUUCCCAACGUCUCGACUUACUGUAGCUGUUCGUAUUGUCCGCAAGGAGCACUUUUUCGUCUAUUGCGCACCUCUUUUUCUAUUCUGUAACAAGUUUGACGUUAAUUGAUGGUUAAUUGCACGGUCCCUCGAGGUGUCUGAGUGAGGGACCCUUCGGCCAAUUUUGCUUACUUUUCUCCAUUCUGCAGCUGGUUCUUCUUCGACCUUCUUAAAGCACGAAAACACGGUGGUCCGAGUGGACACAACGACUGGACUGCCCAAAAACAAUGUGGUCAACUGUGUCAACUCGACCGUGCCCGCCUCGCCCACCCCCGCCACCGCCACACCGCGCCAGGCCAACAGCUUGCCAGGUGAGCUUAUCCCAACGUCUUCUUUCCAUCUGCACCAUCCUCACGCUAGCGAGAUUCCGGCGUCGUUCCCUCUCUUUCUCUGCCUCCCUCGCCAUUCCCUGUGUUCUCUUCUCUCUUCCCUCUCAAUUUAAUUUGGUGCAAAUCUCUCUUCCGUCCAGGAAUGGAAGGUAUUGUUGGAGGAUAAUGGUUCCUUUUCCCGCCUAGUUUAGUUCUAUCAGCUUUCUCUUCAUCUUUAAUAUGAGUUUCACCUCAGGUGAUAUUCAAAUUAAACUAACCCCUUCAUUCUUGUACACACGGCAGUCUCAAGAGUUUGUUUGUUUACAAAUAACAACAAGAGGCACGUUUGGCCUCUCUUCGGGGGUUAAGGUGUGUGGGAGACAGCUUCGUGAUAAGAAUGUAAACAAGUCAUUCCAUCUGCCAGUGGACUUGGGCCGGCGUUCGGCCGCCAUUAUUCAACAGGCUUUGUCAUCCGACUUCAGAAUCCGUGUGAUUACUCAUUCUUUGGACCCUUUGCGUUGCCAAAUAUCCCGAGAAACGCUUCGUUUCCCGGCCUUGAUGUGCCCCCUCUCUGCACAUGCUACCCUUGUUUUUUACAUUUUUCGUCUCGGGAUAAUAAAGAAUGAAACCCGGGAAGAAGGUGGCGGAUGUAAACGAGUCAAGGAAGGCCGGGGUUCGUUUCUGAUUCGAAAACGUAAGCCUGUUCGGCGCCGUUCUGGCCCUCAGGGGAUGAGCAAAGGCCAUUAUUUCAAGCCCCUUCGGUUUCGCCCCGUCGUUUGACUCAGGGCUGGAAAGGAGCAAUCGAAGAGGGAAGGGGAGGAGGUUGUGUAUUUUGUUUUGUUUUUAUUUGUUCCAUGCUAUUCAUCUCAAUUUUGGUCUUAAGAAGUAAAGAACUUUUUUAGUACUACGUUUACCUUUUGCAAAGUAAGCCCGGCGUACAGAACGCGUGAUUUUUGAUUCACAUUUAAAUUCCGAAUGUUCUGCUAAUUGCGGAUUUACUUUAGUUGAGCGUUUCCUCUAGAGAAUACGAACGUCUAGAGUGUUCUAAGGGUAGAACCAAAUGUACGAUCCAGUGUUCAAAUCUCCCCUACCCCAUCUGUCACCCCACUCACACCUGGUAAAUGGGAAGAGAACAAGUCAAUCGGAUCCGGGUAGAAGUAAUCCCUCAAAUCUUGUCUCCCUCUGAUCUCGCAUUUGCUUCGGCUUCUUGCUUUUUGUUGCCUCUCGGUUUGGCCAGCCUAAUUUGUCCCUUUACAGCCAUUUCCUGAGUUCAGUAACUCUCCCAACUUCUGAUUUUCUCGCCUGCUUAAAAUUACUUUCGCCUAAAUUCUUAACAUUACUUUCUGCUUUCCCUCUCUUUCUCUGCAUCCUCCCGACUUUCGCCCUCUCUCGGCGGCUAAAUUAAUCCAAUUCCAGUGCAAAAACAAGAGAUUGUCCGAGUGACUCAGCAACUUCUGGAUGCCAUAUCAUGUAAAGACUUUGAUGCGUACUCGUAAGUGUUGCUUCCCCCUUUACAUCUAGUUUUAGACGCCUCUGUGAUCCGUCCAUGACGUGCUUCGAGCCGGAGACUUUGGGGAAUCUGAUCGAGGGAAUGGACUUCCAUCGGUUUUAUUUCGAUACCAGUAAGUAAUUAGCUUUGCUGUUUCUGCUAUUUUCAAAAAUCGGAAACAAAAAGGAACACUUUUUUAUGUUGGAAUCAAGAGUCAUCAAAUUUUAUUUCUUCCGGAAGGAAUGCCUCUCGCUUGUUGCUUAAGUUAUUAAGAGAUUUACAGCUGUUCCAGGGACUCCAUCCGGACCCACCAAGGCGGUGAAUAAUGCGUUUGGUGCGAAUCAGCUCAAUUCCCAGAUCCACACGACGCUUCUGAAUCCGAAUGUCCAUCUGAUGGGUGAUGAUGGCGCCUGCAUUGCCUAUGUGAGGCUGACACAAUACGUCGAUAAGUAUGUUGUUGUAUUAUCUCUAUAGUCUAUAGCAAGAGAGUGUAACGGGAAAAAUAUUUACAAAGGCAAUUACUAAAACAAUCCAGUUUCACAAUUACAGAUACGGUGAGGCCCGCACGCGACAGGCCCAGGAGACACGGGUAUGGCACAAAAGGAACCGGGGAUGGGUUUGCGUCCACUUCCACCGCAGCGGGGACCCUCCCCCGCCACGUCAGACCAGCUUCCAGUAG
Bursaphelenchus xylophilus (pine wood nematode) is the source of this 3721-nucleotide messenger RNA. The record is from the annotation of a GenBank genome assembly. Lineage: Eukaryota; Metazoa; Nematoda; Chromadorea; Rhabditida; Aphelenchoididae.